GGGAGGUAACAGUGAUAGCGGCGGGUAUCCCUCAACUCUGCUCGAAGGCAAUUGUCGGAAGCGACUAAGCUCAAAGAUUCGAAUGCCCCUAGGGUCUCAUAUGAAGCGCCCUAGAUUCACGAUCCCUAUGUCCGCGCGAGUCCUGCCGAGUUCUCCGUGUUGGUUGGAACAUGAUGGGAGGAAGAGAUGCCUUUUCCGUCUGUUUGUCAACGUCACGGCGACAGCCGACUCGAACACGCCAGCCCUACCACAUCUUCCAGCUCCGCCCUGCAAAGGCCGCGAGAAACGCAGUUGUCAACUUCACGCUGCUUUACUGUUGCAGUAGCAUCUCUCUUCUCUCAUACGUUUCAUCUCCUUCGGCGUCUUAAUUAUCCCGAAUCGAGAACAACCCCUAAUGUUGUCUAUUUUUUUUUUUUUUUUUUUUUUUUUUUUUUUUUAAAAGACCAGAAGUCUCCUAUACCGAUUGAUUUCUUGCCGUUCCGCGUGCUUAGGCGGUCUUUCUGGCCCGAAAGAGAGUGGAAUAAUGACACCGAUAUCAGCUUGAAAAGUGAGGUUAUUCAGAAAGGUAGUUAUAGGUUGAUUGUUGGUUGUUACUAACAAUUUUGUUUUCCAGCCAACUCUGCUAGGUGUCGCAUACCUGAUAUGCGUUCCUUGAAGGGCAGUUUUGUAAUGAUAAUUGGCUCUAGUAAUUCAGGAGGAAGGGAGAAAAGACUGUCAAAAGGGGGGUUGACACAUCAUGCGAACUACAAAUCUGACGGAGAUAAGGGUUGGGGCGCGGGGUAGGUACCUU
Messenger RNA from Canariomyces notabilis, 790 nucleotides. RefSeq lists its product as uncharacterized. The record is from RefSeq and is a predicted model, not a curated record. Bases 187 to 597 code for a protein of 136 amino acids. Lineage: Eukaryota; Fungi; Ascomycota; Sordariomycetes; Sordariales; Chaetomiaceae. The transcript has a single exon.